Callorhinchus milii (elephant shark) is the source of this 7277-nucleotide messenger RNA. It is a transcript of the gene mbnl3, whose product is annotated as muscleblind-like splicing regulator 3. Lineage: Eukaryota; Metazoa; Chordata; Chondrichthyes; Chimaeriformes; Callorhinchidae. Gene Ontology annotation, molecular function: metal ion binding. The transcript has 11 exons. The coding region runs from base 937 to 2106 and encodes 389 amino acids. The record is from RefSeq and is a predicted model, not a curated record.
GUCGCUUUAAUUUGGUUAAACCUAAAUGAUUUGGAGACCGGUGCAUUUAAAAUGGCGGUAGUCGUUACACAUCCACACUGAGACCUCACCCAGACUGGUGUGUGUGCGUGUGUGUGUGUGUUUUUCUUUGCUCGGUGGUGCUCCCUCCUCUGCUGUCACAGUUUAUUUUCUGGUAUGUUCGAGUCGGAUUGUCUGUGCGCUCUGGCAAUCAGCAAAGAAGCUCAUGGUUGCUGAAAAGUGCCUUUCCUGAAGAUUCUGCUGCUUGGAUUUCUAUCUAGGGCUGUCUGUGUGCUUUUUUUUUCUUUUGCCGUUGCUUACAGCAGUUCUUAUAGAGACGACAGAUCACCUUUAUCCUUGUGCUGCACACUCAGUUUUUCAGCCUUUUGACGUUCCACAGCAAGUAUUCAAUUUUUUCCCCUCUACUUCAUCAUCGUCCUUGUUUUUCAAAUCGCCUGUGAGCAGUUAAUGCAGAGACCUGGGAAUAGAAGAAAAAUUUCCCUCAAGAGGAGUGAAGCUUAACUGUAAGCUGAAGCAGUGCCAGAAGCAUACGGUUACGCCAGAAUAAUCAAAACCAGUAACUGAAGAGCACGGAAUUCCACCGACAGGCUGCUGUUACCUACGAGUAACUUUGUCACUUGGUACAAAAGGCUAGAUUUUUCUGCCAAUGCACAUCUAAAGGGUCUGCCCCAUUAAUUGAUGCCCGAUCAUCGCGUGAUGAGUUUUUAAUUUAAAGUUGGCUUUAGGCUGAUGUCAUGUUUCUGCAGAGCAAUCUCACUAAAUGAAACCUAAGUGCUGAAAAGAAAUAUAUUUUUUACCAAAGGAACAAAUUUAUUUGUUAAGUUAUAAUUUUAACUUACUUUUAUACACUUUUCUAAACUAGAACUGUUCUUAAAAAAGAGGGAUUCAGUUACCCACAUAUCCUUUCAGUUUUCUAAUAUGGCUGUGAAUGUUUCUAUGGUCCGUGACACAAAAUGGCUGACGUUAGAAGUGUGUAGAGAAUACCAGAGAGGGACUUGUUCUCGGUCUGAUGCGGAAUGCAAGUUUGCUCAUCCUUCACGAAGUUGCCAUGUUGAAAACGGUCGAGUUAUUGCCUGCUUUGAUUCACUGAAGGGGCGUUGUACUCGAGAAAAUUGCAAAUAUCUCCACCCACCCCCGCAUUUGAAAACACAACUAGAAAUCAAUGGGCGUAACAACCUAAUCCAGCAAAAGACAGCAGCCGCCAUGCUGGCACAGCAGAUGCAGUUUAUGCUGCCAGGCACACAGCUGCAGCCAAUGACCACAUUUCCUGUAACUCCAUCUUUAGCAACAAACCCCACAAUGGCUUUUAGUCCCUACUUGAGUCAUAUGGCACCUGGAAUGGGUUUGGUUCCUACAGAACUUCUACCAAACACACCUGUUCUGGUGUCAGGGAACCCUACUAUUACAGUUCAAGGAAACACUGCUUCACAGAAGCUAAUAAGAACAGAUAAGUUGGAGGUUUGCAGGGAAUUUCAGCGUGGAAAUUGCACUCGGGGUGAAAAUGAUUGCCGCUACGCACAUCCAGUAGACAUUUCAAUGAUAGAUUCAAAUGAAAACACUGUUACAGUUUGCAUGGAUUAUAUCAAGGGUCGCUGCUCAAGGGAGAAAUGCAAAUACUUUCACCCUCCUGCGCACCUGCAAGCCAAAAUAAAAGCAGCUCAACACCAGGUGAACCAGACUGCAGCUGCUGCUAUGACUCAGCCAGCUGUCAGAUCACUGAAGCGACCCCUCGAGGCAACCUUUGACCUGGCCCUCCCGCCUGGUGCACUUCAACCUUUACCAAAGAGGCCAGCACUUGAAAAAACCAAUGGUGCCACCACAGUCUUUAACCCCAGUGUUUUCCACUACCAACAGGCUCUAGCUAAUAUGCAGCUGCAACAACCAACAUUCAUCCCAACAGGGUCAGUGUUGUGCAUGACUCCCACUGCAAAUGUUGUGCCCAUGAUGCACGGUGCUACACCCACCACUGUGUCUGCAGCAACAACACCUGCUACCAGCGUCUCCUUCGCUGCAACAGCUACAGCCAAUCAGAUGCCCAUGUUAUCUGUAGAUGAACUGAGUAGCAGCAUGUUUGUUACACAGAUGUAGGCAUUACGAAUGGAAAACAGUUCAUGCUGAGAUAAUGAACAGCAAACUGAUGGAGUACCAAGACAUCUCCAUGGGGAGCUGCACACGGCCUUUCUGUAAAUACUCCCAUCAUCCCCUUCCUACCACCUCCGCAGUAAGCCUACCACAGCCUACAUGCUAACCAAAACCAAAAUGAUGGGAAUGUCAAGAAACAAAAAGCACUAUAAAAAGUCAAGUAAAUUUACAUACUCCUGUUAGACACUGCGCGUAUGUGUAGGAAUUAAAUGAGGUAUAUCACUUUUUAUAUCUCAUUACUGUAAUACAUUUAACCAAUUUAUGGUAACACCAUGAUGAUAAAAUGCAUUUUCGAAGUAUGAAGACUGUUGGUUUACUGUAUUAUCAAUAGCAAUUGUUUAUCAGUUUCAAUUUUUAUGUACGAGUGCUAUCUUAACUGAAUGUUAAGUUUACAUCAGAGUAAAUUGAUUUGUUUUUAAGAAAAUGUCUGUCAUGGUCCAGGUUUUCCCUAAUCACUUUCUAUUUCACCAUAUCUAUUUUUAUGUUAAUUCGUUUCUCCUUAUUAAAAUGAAUGUUAAUGAGAAACAGGACAAAAAUAUCAAUAGAAAGCAACACUCCACUCUAAUUUGCAUCACAAUCUGCAGUCUUUAUUGUGUAACUUAUUCCCAUUAGUUAAAUCUUCUGUGUAUAACCUGUUUGCCAUCAAGUUUUACAAACGUAAAGAAUACAAAUUUAGCAUAAACUUACAUGUUUUGUGUAGCAAUACUUUCAAUGUAAAUAUUAAUGCAUGUAUUCACAUUUACACCUGCAAUGAGAAACUGUAAUAUUAGGUAGUUAUUUAGGAUCAGGAAAUUCUUGAUGAGCUGUGCAGUACUUAAAUGUAUAAUCUUGUCUAUAAUCACUUCAUCAUUAGCAGUUCUAAAUUGUUACAAACAAUAUUUAGAUAUCAUUAUCAAUCUGCAUAAAACUAAAAAUGUGUCACUUAAAACAAUUCUACAUUUAACCAAUUGAUAAAUUCCGUAGGGCAGUUUAUAAGAUGAUUAAUCUGCCCAUCAACAGUGUGCUUACUAUUACAGAUGUUUUACUCCUGUUUUUCCUUCAGUAGUAUUGUGAUGAAAUGGAGCUGAUAGUUAGGGAUAGCCUGCCAUGUUUUUGUGUUAUCUCAUUAUAUUGCUGGUCAAAACUAUUUCCUGCUCACUGUGUACCAGUGCCUCAAAGAAAGGAGAGGUGGAUAUAACUAAGCCGGAAUGAAUGUUGUGUAUUGGUGAUAUUAAAGGGCUUGGUUCAUUGAAGCUAAAAUACUUUCUAAUAGUAUAUUCCUGCGUUAUUGUUAAUGUGCGAGGUGGACUCCUCCUGGGAAGCUUCCAAACUAAAAGCUUGGAGGUUGUCUGUAAUUGUUGGUAACAUCAGACAGGAAUGCACAACUUCACUGUACAGAUUGGCAAUCUGUUACAUCAACAACUCUGUGACAAUAUUUCAUCUAUUACCGAUACUUAAAUAUUCAUUCCUGUUUCAAAUGUAAGUUCACAACAUUAAGCUUAAGCGAUUUUGAUUAUAUAAGUUGUGAAUAAGAGUGGAAAUAUCCAUGCCUAAUCUGGGUCUCAGCAGCAUGGACAGACAUUCAGUUUUCAAACGAGUAGAACAAUAUUCGGAUUAACUGCAUCCAGUUAAAGAAUCAAUUAAUAUUGUUAUUUAAAUGAUGUUGUGAAGCAGCGUGUUCCCUGUCUGUCAAGUCCUUCAUGCUGUUUAAGGAUUUGGUUAACUGGGCUUCACUUUGAGAAAAAAAAGUUGCUUCUCUUUCUUUUGGAAUAAAUGACUAAUAUAUAUAUAUUAUAUAUAACAUAUAUAUUCACUGCCAUUGUCUAGGUGUGUAGCUCUGGUGAUGCUAUCAAAAUUUUUGCACAUUCAGAAUCAAUUUCAGAACUGGGGAGGUGAGCAUGAUCUAACAGAACAUCAUCAGAAAUGUAAACUAACAGUUUUCUCAGUGCAUGGUUAAUACAGUAGAGCAUAAGUAUUGUCUCUGGAUAUUAAGAUGCACAGCUCUGGAACAAGCUUCAAUGGAACAAUCCUUUGAACUGAUUCAGUACUAUCAUACUUCACUGUAGACAAACCCAUACUUUAGCCUCCAAAUCAUGGUCCCAGCAUCCACCCCAUAUCUGGUACGGAUUACUUGCAGUGUGAACAGAAUGUAAAUCUGGAACUUAAAACAAUUUCCCAUAAAAGGUCAGAGCACUGAAAGGAUACAUGUUUGGUUAUUAAAGAUUUAUUGCUUUAUUAUGAAGCAGACUUCUUUUAAUGAGGAUGUUCAGGGUAGGAGGAUGAAUGAGGUGCCGCACAUGUUUCAGUGUCGCUGGGAGGUUAAGACUGAUGUUUUUAAAAAAAAGCUAAGGAAUGAAAGCUUGAAGCACUAGUGUCUUCACCAAAUGAAAUCAACGCAGGCAAAGCUGCCACUUCUGAAGUAGCACUAAGAAGAAUAUAGUUGUGCAAUGACUUUACUCCAAUGAUUUGUUUAAUUAAAAAAAGUCGUCAAGACUAUAAAUGUCAUUAGGUUGAGUGAGCAUUCUUCAUUAUAGUCACAUCGUCAGAAAGUGACUCUAAACAAAGUCUUCUCUGCACCACAGGAUCAUUUGUUUAAAUGCCAUGAAAAUGUGAUUAUACAUACUGCAAUUAGAUUGUUGGACUCUAGUGCUGGUUAGUACCAGGGAAGAUUUCAGCAGUUCUGCUUCAUUUCAUGGCCAUGUAAUCAUGUAUGUUUAUUUUUAUUUCAUCCAAAGUUAUUUCUCUUUGUUUAGUUUUCUCAGCCUUAUGCAAACGAUAUGCAAGAAUACUGAAUCUUGGAUAAAACGGGUCAUACUGAGGGAAAGUGGAAGAUGAGGUAGAGGACGAAAACAGGGAUUUUUCUAUUUGGGCUGGACAAAUUUAAUAUUAAUGUUACGUUUUCCAUCACAAAAGUGCAACACAAACUGCAUUAACUAUCGUAAUCACACCAGUGCUUUUAUGCUACCUAAAUUAUUUUAGGGCAAAGUUAUUGCACUGUUACCAGCCAUAUGUUUCAUUAAGUACAUGAGAGUUUUAGUUCUGUUAUAGUUUACAACCUCUGUUACUAUAGCUGACAGGAAUAAAGAGUUCUAAAUUUCUCCAACCUUGUAUAUUUCACAGUACUGUAUGCUGAGAAAGAGAAAUCUAUGAGGAAAAUUUUCCAUUCCUCUUGAAUGGAUUUAGCAAGAUAUUGACCUGAUUUUACUGUGUGCCUGUUAAAGGCCUUAGAUGCUAUAAUGGUUUAAAACUAUGUAAUCUAUAUAAAUCUAUAGAGGUUUUUGCCAAUAGCCUAAUCCAAAUGUAAGUACAUAACAACACACUACAUACCUUCAGUGACAUGAUCAUGUCUAAAAUUUUAAUUUCUAGAACUAAUUAUUUUACAUUUCUGAUUUUUUUAUUGCUUAGUUUUAAUUACAGUUAAAUAGGAACUAAUGUUUUAAAUCUGAAGGAGUGUUAAUAAAAGUUUUUAACAUUUGUAUUUGAAACCAUUUAUUGAUUCAUUAAGUCAUUUAUUUUAUUGCUAACCUUCACUGAGAUAUGAUCACGUUUAAGAAUACAAUACAUACCUAGUUUGUGUAGUUUACAUUUUAGAACAAAAAUAACUUUGUAUGUAACUCUUACAAUGAUAGAUUCAUUGUUAACUAAUUAUGAUAUUGAGUUGUUGCUAUGGCAACAAAACUACAACAUGGCUACCUUUGUAUACAUUAUUUGUGAAUUUUCACUUGUAAUUUUAAAAAAAUUGUACAACAGCAUGAACUUUAAAAAGGUACAGCUAGACACUCUCAGGCAAAAAGUAAUGAUAUUCUUUGAAUAUUUUUGAUUACCCAAAGUUCCACUUAAAAUGUACGUGAGACCUGAAUCUGUGUCUGUAUGUCCCUUUUUCAGCCAAAAGAGGUUAACAACACAUGGAUUUAGAAUCAGGUUUUAUAGCUAGUUGAAAGUGUGGUGUGGGUACAGUGUUGUAAAAACUCUGGAAAUGUGAUAUGCUGCAGUUUAACUGAUUUGACCUGUUAGUGUACGAUUGUGUGUGACACAUCUUUUUGCACUUAUGUACAUAGUUAAUGAAAGAAAUAUUCAGAUCUUAUUUUGAAUAAAAAAGGAUUGUGUUAUUACAGGAAAGUUUGUUAAGGUAAAUAAGGUAGGCAUUACUAAGGCUUUGAAAAAAAUGAGGGACAGUUUUUGCUAUAAAACGUAUCUGAAAGCAUGAUGUUGCUUUGCUGUUGAGAAAAGCUUUGUAGUUUGCCAUAGCUUACUGUACAAUGAAUGAGAACAAUUUACAUUCAGUUCCGGGGUCUCAGAAUUGAGCUUCAACAGACAGGUACAAUCUUACUGUUGUAAUUCAAAAAGUUGACGUGCUCCAAACAAUAAAAUAUUCAACCAAAUUAGUCAUCAACACACAAAGACAAAAGAAUUACAAGACAUUAAAAACAACCACAUUACAUUGAUCUCAAAGGUUCAAGUUCUAUAAUACUGUACACAGAUGCAACCUGAUGGUGGAAGCCAAAUGAUUUUGUUGCCAUGGCUGUUGUAUCCUAGCAGAUGAGGGGAUGACUUUCCUGCUUACAGGUUGGAGAGAAACCUGUAACUAGGGCCUGUGCUUUCAUUCAUUUAAUGUGCAUAUUGUUUCUUCAACUGCACAGGAGGUCAUUUUUGUGUCUAAAGCUCAAAUGAUUAUAUUUGGAAUCUCUGUGUACAGGUUUACAAAUAUCAAGAAUAGCAAAUACACAGCAUUACCUGUAUGAGAACAAUGUUUGCAUACAAAAGCUGUUAAAUACUGUGUUGUACAUCUCAAUAUUCCGCUUUAGAAAUUGGCUUCAAUUGUGUGCUUAAUUUUAGAUUCCAAAUGAUAAUUCUUGCAAAUUAUGCAAAAUCACACAGCAAAAAUCUAAACAAAAUUUUCCCUUUAAAGCAGAAUCCAAACUUCACACAAAAGUCAAAGCAGUUCAUUCCCUCAACUGCUACAAACAAGAUAGUAGCUUCGUUUUUAUUUUUCUCUGGAUUGUUGCCAGAUUAUAUUGCUGUAGUGCUUGUAUGUGCUUUAGAUAUGACGUGCUGUAUGCUACAUAUUUCAGUAUUUUACUUCUUAUAUUGCCAUUGUUUAAUUUCUGAUCUUUUAAAAAUAAAGUGCUUAAAAUGGU